AUGUCGAACUUCGACGACAGUCACAACAACUCCCCUCAGACGUACGAGCCUGUCGUUCCUACGGAUCUCACCCGCGGCUCCUAUCACAGCGCAAUGGGUCCCCCACCACAGCACACUGUGCGAGAGACUCGCAGCUCGUCUGAUACGAGCAAUGCGUCGCUCAAGAGCCCACGCACUGCUCGAUUCGCCGAGGCCACAUCCAUCCACUCUCCCAUUGAACGGACGGAAGCUGGUCGGUCGCCCUUUGCCGAUCCUCCCAAGUCCCAGGCGCAGAGUGGCGGUGUUGGUGAUCUCGGCUUCGGUUAUGUCGCAGCCAACAACGCAGCUCAGCAUGCGGAUGACCAGGUUCCGAUGUCGCCUUUCAGACCUGACUUGAAGGUACCCCAGACGGCCAAGUCAUUGAACCCGCUCAGCCCAACUUUCCGUGAGGAGUAUAUGCUCGAGAAGCAAGAAAAGAAGGCCGAAGUGGAGAAUGCCAGAGACUUGAGAAUCAAACUCCGCGUCCGUAUCGCAAAGGUCUUCCUGAGAUUCGUCAGCUUUGGCUGCAGUCUCAUUGUGCUAUCUCUCUUAGCUGUGACAUUGACCGUUUUUAACGCAACCAAGAGCCUGCCCACUCGUAACAGCCUCCCAGCCUGGGCAGCAGGUACCAACCCAUGGGCCCAGUACCUCCUCUUGGGAAUGGCCUGCGUCUCCCUGGUCGCCUGUCUAAUUGUAUUCUGGGCCUACCGCAAAGGCGGACACAAACGCGCGGAGAAAGCUGCAGUCUACUACACAAGCUUCUCUAUCGCCUUCUUCGCCUUCAACCUGAUAAUGUGGAUCGUCGGCGCAGCAAUCUACCAACACUCAAAGGCGACAGGAGGGAACAAAGACAUGUGGGGAUGGUCCUGCGCCCAGAACACCCGCGAAGAGAUCUACCACAACAGCGUCGACUACGCCCUCCUCUGCCGCCUCCAAGACUGGGGCCUAGUCUGCGCAAUCAUCGAAGUCGUCAUCGAAGUCCUAAUCAUAAUAAUCUACGUCGUAGUCUUCUACCGCAUCUGGAGCAAGCGCAAGCUCAUGAAAUCAAUGGAUACCCGCGAUAACGCCCGCUCAGAUCUCUACCUCGCCCAGCUUCGUCUCCAAUCUGCCCCGAACACGCCCGGCUUCGCAGGCUUCAGCUCCUACCCGCCUAAAUCCCCCUUCUACGCCGCUGCUCCCGUCGACGCUUACUCGGCCGCCGAGAAGGGCCAGGCUACCCAGACGCAGUACGCUUCGCCGGUCUCGCCUACACGCCCGACUCCGUCCUUCCAGCUGCAGCCCCCGCCUAUUCGUGUUCAGCAGGCUACGCCGCAGACUGCGCAGGGUGAGUUCGCUCCUCGUCAGUCGCAUUCGCCGUCCCCGCCUCCUCAACACCAGGCUCCGCAGUCUCAGUAUGUCAGUGCUCCCGGUGAGCAGACUUACGCUGCUGUGCCGAUCCCUGGAGCUUAUGGGAGUCCCAUGGGGCCGACGUUCCCGGCUGCUGUACACAAAUGA
Molecule: messenger RNA, 1512 nt
Organism: Penicillium arizonense
Lineage: Eukaryota; Fungi; Ascomycota; Eurotiomycetes; Eurotiales; Aspergillaceae
Exons: 2
Coding region: 1-1512 (503 amino acids)
Source: RefSeq, a predicted model, not a curated record